This is a messenger RNA of Paramecium sonneborni, 1192 nucleotides long. The record is from the annotation of a GenBank genome assembly. NCBI's taxonomy places the organism in Eukaryota, Ciliophora, Oligohymenophorea, Peniculida, Parameciidae.
AAUGCUCAAAUCUCAAAAAUCAGAUUGUGUUUCUGAUUCUUGUAAUAAUGUAAGUGAUAAAACUAAGAUUCAAGUAUUAAAAAAGGCAGUGCUUGAGUUAAGAGUACAAAAAGAAUAAUUAGAAAUUUCCAAUUAAUCUUUAUCAAUUGAAUUAAAUAAGGUACUUAAAGAAAAAUAAUAAAAUGUAAAAAUAUUCUGAAAUUGAUUAGGAAUAAUCAUUAAUUGAAUUAGUUGAAGAAUAAAAAUAAAGAAUAUCUAUUUUGGAAGGAAAUAUAGAAACAACUCCUGUUAGAAUAAAAUCUUCAAGCAAUUUUUAUACACAAAAUGAUGGAGUGGAGGGAACAACAGAUUAGUAAUUACAAAAUAUGAUAAAAUUAAAUAAACAAUUACAAUAGUAAAUAAUUUGGUAUAUAUUAGAGAAAUAAAAAUUAUGUAAAAUAAUUUUUAAGCUUAAUAAAGUAUUUUAUAAAAUGAAUAAAACAAUUUACAAAAAGAAUUAAUGAAUAAAGAAGUUAUAAUGGGUAAACUUAGUAAAGAGUUAGAAGAAGCUAAUCUGUUGAAUAAGCAAUUAAAAAAAAACAUUUAAGAUAUUGAAGAAGAUUUAUAUAACAAAAUAAUAGAUUAAUCAUAAAUAAAUACAGAUUUGAAAAUAAAAAUAUAGAAUCUUGAAUCAAUACUAUUGUAGAAGGAGGCUGAAAUGCAGAAUUUAGAAAAUAUAAUUGAGCAAUAAAAAUUAAACAUAUUUGAGUUGGAAGAAAUAAGAGGGAAAUUCUUGUAACAUAGAUUAAUUUUGAAGAAUCAAUUGCUUGAGAUUAAUUGUGUUUUUAUACUUAGACAAAAUAUUUAUAAUGAGUAUAUAUUAGAGUUAGAAACAACAGCAAAAAGAUUCAUUUAUAAGGCUAAUGAAAUAACAGAUUUGUAAAUGAAAGAUGAUUAGCAUUUUGUUUUAACUCUAUCUAAAAGAUAAGAGACAUUCAAAAUAGUAUAAGGAUAAGAUAUAAGAAAGAUUUGUAAAUCUAUAAAGUAAUAAUUUAAAGUAUACUUACAGGUAAUUUUUAAUUAACUCUUAAAAUCAAUUAUAAAGCAUUUAAACAAAAUGAAGUAAAUUAUUUUAUAUUUAUAUAUUUUUUGCAUAUAAAUAAAUCAUAAAAAAUUCUAAUAAAGCAAGAGGAUUAGUAAUGAAUUAAAUUGA